This is a messenger RNA of Aspergillus aculeatus ATCC 16872, 876 nucleotides long. Its product is annotated as PaaI family thioesterase. The transcript is spliced from 2 exons. The coding region runs from base 1 to 876 and encodes 291 amino acids. The record is from RefSeq and is a predicted model, not a curated record. Lineage: Eukaryota; Fungi; Ascomycota; Eurotiomycetes; Eurotiales; Aspergillaceae.
AUGUCGCACCUCCCGCGCCUCAGACCCCUAACCCGCCUCCUCCUGCGCCCUCAACGCCCUCACAACCCCCACCUUCGCCCCCUACCAACCCUCACAACCCCCACCAUCCACUCAAAACCUCAAACGCGCACCCUGCGCUCCGCAACCGCCACCUCCGCCACAGCAACAACAGCAACAACAUCCCCCCAAAACAUGCCCCCAAGCCAAGCAACCCCCGUCCCCAACGAAGCAUACGAAAUUACCCAGGCCGAAACCCAGCUCACCACGCAACCGCUCCUCCAGGCCCUCCGCUCCGACAAAAGCUACACCGAAACCCGGCCGCACCUGUCCAUGAUCCCCACGCACCGCGCCUCGCACUUCGUCGCGGGCACCCUCUCCGGCGCCCACAAAGUCACCGUCCCGCCGUACGUCUUCACGCGGACCAAACCAACCCACAAAAACCAACCCCCACCGAACGAAUCAACCCACCAACCGGCGCAAGCAACGCAACCGCAAGCACUAGCGCAAACCAUCUCCCUCUUCCACCUGGGCACGACCCUCAACGGGCACCCGGGGUACGUGCACGGCGGCCUGCUGAGCGUGAUGUUCGACGAGACGUUCGCGCGGUGCGUGGCGGCCUCCUUCGCCAGCGGGGUGGGGAUGACGGCCAACCUGAGCGUGGAUUUCCGGAAGCCCGCGCGGCCGGACCGGGUGUAUGUGCUGCGUGCCGAGACGGUGCGGGUCGAGGGCCGGAAGGCGUGGGUGGAGGGGUCGCUGACUUCGUUGCCUCCUGCGGGUAGUGUCUCCGAGGAAGAAGGGACGAUGGUCGCGGAGGCGAGGGCGUUGUUUGUUGAGCCGAAGUUUGCGGAGUCUAUGGUGCCGUUGUAUCGGAAUUGA